Molecule: messenger RNA, 4345 nt
Organism: Paramecium octaurelia
Lineage: Eukaryota; Ciliophora; Oligohymenophorea; Peniculida; Parameciidae
Source: the annotation of a GenBank genome assembly
AUGGAUAUGUAAGAUCAGCAAUUGAAUGUAUAAGUGGCUGUGAGAAUUCGACCUUUAAACUAGAAAGAGAUUAUUGCUAAAGAAUAAAGUUGUUUGAAAUCUGAUAGGAACAGUGUAUUUUAUUUUACAAUUUUAGAUCAUUUUACCCUAAAAUGGCAAAACCUUUACAUUCGAUCAAGUAUUCAAUUAGGACUCUAGUCAAGAUCAAAUAUUUUAAUGGUAAAAUCAAUUGUAAAUUAUAUGAAGUUGUGUUACUAAUCUGAUUUUGCGCUGUUUUGAGGGAUACAAUAGCACUAUAUUGGCAUAUGGUCAAACAGGUUCAGGUAAGACAUAUACCAUGGGGACAUCUUCUAUAGAUCAGUUUGCUGGUUAGGAUGCAUAUUCAUUGUAAAAUCAAAGUGAUUAUGGAAUGAUUCCAAGAGUUGUUUACUUUUUGUUUUAAGAAAUAGAGAAAAGAAAGUAGGAAUAAGACAUUAAUAUUACAUGUUCUUAUGUAGAAUUGUAUAAUGAAUAAAUUAUUGAUCUGCUUAAUGAAUAAAUAAUUCAAACUAAUGCACAACCUACAAUAAGAGAAGAAAAAGAUCACACAAUAUCAAUUUAGAAUUUGACUACCAUUCCAGUUACUAAUGCACAGUAUAUGAUUGAAAUCUUAAAUCGAGGAGGAGCACAUAGAACAACCUCUGCAACCUUGAUGAAUUUGAAUAGUUCAAGAUCUCAUGCCAUCUUCACAAUUUAUUUUGAAAUAAACAGAGAAUCCGAAGAAGGAUCAUUGAAGGCUAAAUUUCACUUUGUGGAUUUGGCUGGUAGUGAGAGGUUAAAAAAGACGUAAGCAAUAGGUAAACAGAUGGAAGAAGGAAUAAAUAUAAAUUAGAGCUUGUUAGUAUUGGGAAAUGUGAUUAAAACUUUGAGUGACCAGAAGAAAUCUAGUCAUGUGCCAUACAGAGAGAGCAAAUUAACCAGGUAUUGAUGUAAUUAAUGCUUAGAAUCCUUUAAGAUUCUUUGGGUGGGAAUUCAAACACUUAUAUGAUAGCUUGCAUAUCUCCAGCCGCGAGCAAUUAUGAAGAAACAAUUAAUACUUUGAAAUACGCAAGCAGAGCUAGAGAGAUAAAGAAUAAGCCAACUCAAAAUAGAGUAAAUAUAAGUCUUAUGAAAGGAUCCUCAUGCAGCUUAGGUUAUGGCAUUGAAAUAAUCCAUCAAUUAUUUGAGCGAUUAAAUUAAGCAAUAUUAGUAAUUACUGAUAGACAACAAUAUAAAUACCGACAGUUUAAAAAUUAAUCAAAUUGCAAUUACUGAUCUAAUUUAUUAAAACCAAUAGUAAUCUUGUACUUACCACACUGAUUAAAUUAAUAAAUUAAAGUCAUAGAACUUAUCGCUUGAUCAAUAGUUGUCAUAGAUUCAAAAAGAAUUUUUAUUGCUUUAGAAAGAUUAUAGUGAGAGUGAAAUUGAAUGUUUUAAGGCCAAGAAAUAGAGAGAUUAGGUGUUGAAAUGGUUUUAAGAUGCUCGAAAGUAAAGUAAAGUGAUAUUCUAGAUUGCUCAUUUAGAACAACAUAACAUCAAAUUUUGUUGAAGAUGCAACUUUAGAUAGUUAUUAUAAUGAAAUUUUCAAUUUGAAAAAAGUAGUGUAGGAAUAGGAAUAGAAAAUACAAUAGUUGCAAUAAAGGAAUGAUACUUUAAUAAAGGUAGUUUAAGUUGAUAAAUAUCUUAGUAUAGGAGGCACAUAGGGAUCAAAAGUUACUUCUUAUACAGUAUCACAAAUAAAACAAGUUUUUAAAUUUAGGAGAAUCAAAUGAUGACUAUGAAAUGGAUGAGACAGAGUUUUUGGAGAAUGACCAAAAAAUUGAGGAAUAAGAAAACCAUCUGAUAGAGAUGGAUAAACAAUAGACUUAAAUAAAGAUAUAAUUAUAAAAUGAAAUCAAAUAGGAUUAUCAUAAAUAAAUAGCUAAUUUGGAGUUAGAAAAAUUUAAUUUGCAAAGAUAAAUAAUCACUAAAUAAGAUUCAGCUUAAAUUAAUGUUUUAAAACAAAAAAUCUAAGAGUAUGAAACCAAAAUUUAAGAGAUGAAACAAAAAGAGACAAUGUCUAAAUAAUUAAAUAAAAAAUUAGAGGAGUAAGAAUCAUAAGUGACUAAUUUGAAAAAUAACAUUGAGUCUAUGAAGAAAUAAAAGGUAGAGUUGUUAAAAAAAAUGAAAUCAGAAAACUAAAAAUAUAUGAAGGAAAAAGAUGAAUAGCAGAAAGAGUUAAUCAAAACUAAAAAGCUUAAGAUAUAAUAAGAUACCAUACUUUGUAAAUUGAAAAAUGAGAAUACAAAAAAAGAUAUUCAAUUAAAAAGAAAGGAUGAUGAACUAUUAAAAUAAAAGAAUGAAAAACUUGUCAUUAAAUAGCAUAAUAGGUUUACUCCAAAUUAAUCAAUACAAUAUGAUUCUUUUGAAAAGUAAAUUGACGAUUUAUUUAAUGAACUCAUUAUGGGUUAGCAAGCAGAGGAGUAAAUUACCUAGGAGUAUAAAAAAUUUGAGGAAAUUUAGGAAGAAUUACAAAUAAUUCAAAAUAAAAUAUGUAGCAUUCAAAUCAAGAUUGAUUAAUUAGAAUUUGACAUUGCAUAGAGCAAAAACUAAUUAAACUAUGAAACAUAACAAUAAUUAGAGAUCGAAUUAGGUGAUUUCCAAGAAAAAAGAGAGAAUAUCAAGGAAACAAUAGAAUUCUAAAUUUAAAAAAUCAAUGAAUUUAGAGCAGUAUCUUAAAAAUCUAAUGAAUAUUACACGGCAUUGUUGACUAAUCAAUAUUUUAAGGAUCUACCAAAUUGGUGCAUAAGGUCUUUUAGAUAUGUAAUUGAUAAUUGGGUUAAGGAUCAUAUUUUGAUGAGUGACUACGCAUAACAGAUUGAAGAUUUGAGUUAAGCAAAUUAACUUUUAAUGAGUUCACGACCAAGUCAAAUGAGGAAAUCAAUAAGAUCAAGUACUCCUAAUGAUGAUUUGAAAAGAUAAUUAAAUGAAUACAAGAGAAAACUACAAGCCUCUUAGAAUACCUUUAGGACAACCAGUUUGGAAUUAGAUUAUUAUAAAAACUUUUACAAUGAAUAGAUAAAUAAACAGUAAAAAGAUAAGUCAAUAGGAUUAAAAGCUUAAUUGCAACACUCAAAUUCAAAUUAUAUUGCACGCAACUAUUACCCAAAAGAUGUUAAAAAUGAGUAAGAACCAUAGACUUUGUCUCGCACUAAAUCAAUUGGUCCAAUUAGUUCAAGUGCCAGAGUAAGGAGUUCAUGUUCAAUGGCUGACUAUAUAAACUUUUCUUAAGAAUUUGGAGGUUAUGAGUAAGUAUUUUAAUUUUAUUCAUUUUUAGAUUAAUAAAGACUUUUUAUGGACAUGAUCAACCAAUUUUAUCCUUGUGCCAUAAAGAGAAUCUUCUAUUCUCUGGAUAGUAUAAAUAGGUUAAGGUGUGGGAUAUUGAGACAUCAUAAUCGUUAAGUACAUUAGAGCAAAGUAGUCAUUGCAGAGCAAUCCAUUAUUGGGCUGAAAGAGAUUCAAUAGCAAUAUCUCAUGGGUCAUAAAUCACUUUGUAUGAUCCUCAAACCUUUACUUCUCAGGGAUUGUUAAAGUCAACCAUUGAGGAAGUUAAAGCCAUGACAACAAUAAAUGGAUUAUUUGUAGCAGUAGGAAAAUCUACGAAUUCCAGUGCUUUGAAUGUUUGGGAUCCUAGGCAGAAUAAGUAUAAGAUAUUAUCAAUUAUUUUAGCAUUUUAUAUGAGUUUGAAAAAGGAUCAGAUAUUCUGAGUGCUUAUGGGUCUAAUGAGAAUAGAGAACUGAUUUAUGGAACAUUAAAACAUUAUACAAAGAGGAUUCCUUUUAGUAAGAACAAAUAUGGAUAGAUUUAACAAUUGUCACCUCCUUAGUUAGAUAAGGUGACCGGAGUGGCAUCUUAUAGUAAUUUUAUUGUUAGUUGGUAUAAUAUGUUUACAAAUAUUAGUUCUCUGAGUAAGAGAAUGUUGCUAUGGAAUUAAUAAACUGGUUUAGAGAUGUAGACAAAUGACAGUAUUCAUAAGGAUUUGAUAAUGACAUUAGCAGGUAAGAGACCAAUUCUAUAUGUUAUAGUUGAUAAAUCAUUGAAGUUGAUAUACACAGGUUCAAAGGAUGGACAAAUAAAAGCAAUUAAAGUGAAUGAGGAGGGCAAAUUUCAACUUGUGAAUGAGAUGAAUGCUUCUACUCAGCCAGUAAAUGUUUUGAAUGUGAUCUAAUCAAAUAAUUAUGUUGUAAGUGGUGGUUAAGAUAAAUUAAUCAAAAUAUGGAAGCCAUCUAAAUAGUUAUUAUAGUAACAAAAUCUUAUAGGAGAAUUUACUAUUGAUGACAAAGUGUGA